Oikopleura dioica is the source of this 318-nucleotide messenger RNA. The record is from the annotation of a GenBank genome assembly. NCBI's taxonomy places the organism in Eukaryota, Metazoa, Chordata, Appendicularia, Copelata, Oikopleuridae.
AUGCGGCUGCUUCCUGCGCUUUUCGCCUUUUCAGAUGCGGGAAGAAGGAAUUGGCUGCGCAACUCGCAGCGCAAUUUGGGCAGCUUCAUGUCCGAUGUGCAGCAGAACUGCGGUGCCCCUUCCGCUGCUUCGAACAGAUGGAUGGGCAUGCUUGGCGAAAAGAUCGUCGGCGGCCAGAGCAUUUUCGACGAGAAGGCCUGGCCCUGGCUCGUCUCCAUCGACGGCAACUGCGGAGGCUCCCUCAUUGACGACAGACACGUCUUGACCGCCGCCCACUGCGUCGAUUUAUCAGUUUGGUCAACUCUCUUGUCAAUAUGA